UCUCCGCUCUCUCUCUCCAGUACUGAUAUUUCCCACAACACCUGAAGGACACAUCAUCCGGCUCCAGCAGUAGAAGGUCGAAGUCGCCCUGCAGCUGCAACCAAAAAGCACCUCCACCUCCACCACCACCACCUCACCUGUCCUCCACCUCUCCUUCACCUGAGUAUCAGCCAGCAUCAGUGAAACAUGGCACCUCGGAGGUUCUUCGUGGGAGGAAACUGGAAGAUGAACGGGACCAAGGAGAGUCUGGAGGAGCUGAUCUCCACCCUGAACACCGCCAGCCUGCACGAUGAGACCGAGGUGGUGUGUGGUGCUCCCUCCAUCUACCUGGACUUCGCUCGGUCCCAUCUGGAUCCAAAGAUCGGCGUCGCAGCUCAGAACUGUUACAAGGUGGCCAAGGGAGCGUUCACAGGGGAGAUCAGCCCGGCUAUGAUUAAAGACUUCGGGGUCGACUGGGUGAUACUGGGACACUCUGAGCGCCGACAUGUGUUCGGAGAAAGUGACGAGCUGAUUGGACAGAAGGUGGCUCACGCUCUGGAGAACGACCUCGGGGUGAUCGCCUGCAUCGGGGAGAAGCUGGAGGAGCGCGAGGCCGGCACCACAGAAGAAGUCGUCUACGCUCAGACGCAGGUCAUUGCAGACAAUGUGAAGGAUUGGAGUAAAGUGGUUCUGGCCUAUGAACCUGUUUGGGCCAUCGGCACAGGCAAGACGGCUUCACCUGAACAGGCUCAGGAGGUCCAUGAGAAGCUGCGAGCGUGGCUCAGAGCCAACGUGUCGGAGGACGUGGCCGACUCUCUGCGCAUCAUCUACGGAGGUUCAGUGUCGGGAGGAAACUGCAAAGAGCUGGCGUCUCAGGGCGACGUGGACGGCUUCCUGGUGGGCGGAGCCUCUCUGAAACCGGAGUUUGUCGACAUCAUCAACGCACGCGCGUAACGGACUCAGACGCCUCCGCCACGACCGAUGACCUUUAAUCUUUAGGUUUAGAUCUCGUCACGUGUCACUAUGUGUGUGUGCGUGUGUGUGUGUGUGUGUCGGCUAACUGGGCUGACUGAUCACAGACUGACGUGUGUUAACUUUACAGAAUGAAGCAGAUAAUCAUCGUUCUGUUUGGUUGGUUUUUUGUGAGUUUAGCUCUUUUUGUCAUGUUGAAACUCUUUCCAUUUCUCUUUUCUUUUUUACCAGGAGAGCAGUUUCAGGUUCCAGUAUCAAAUAUCAAAUCUAAACUUGAUUUUAAGUGUUAAUAAC
Scomber scombrus (Atlantic mackerel) is the source of this 1245-nucleotide messenger RNA. RefSeq names its product triosephosphate isomerase 1a (gene tpi1a). Gene Ontology annotation, biological process: gluconeogenesis; glycerol catabolic process; glycolytic process. The transcript has 7 exons. Gene Ontology annotation, cellular component: cytosol. Gene Ontology annotation, molecular function: triose-phosphate isomerase activity. The coding region runs from base 187 to 933 and encodes 248 amino acids. The record is from RefSeq and is a predicted model, not a curated record. Lineage: Eukaryota; Metazoa; Chordata; Actinopteri; Scombriformes; Scombridae.